Molecule: messenger RNA, 6773 nt
Organism: Megalops cyprinoides (Indo-Pacific tarpon)
Lineage: Eukaryota; Metazoa; Chordata; Actinopteri; Elopiformes; Megalopidae
Product: unconventional myosin-X-like
Exons: 41
Coding region: 1-6159 (2052 amino acids)
Cellular component (GO): myosin complex; cytoskeleton
Molecular function (GO): cytoskeletal motor activity; ATP binding; protein binding
Source: RefSeq, a predicted model, not a curated record
AUGGGGAAUGGUGUCUAUGGAGAGCGGCCGUCACCUGCAGUGGGCGACAGCUACAUGAGGAUGGGGGCCCGUGUCUGGGUGAGAGAUAAGGAUCAGCUCCACCCCUCCACUGUCAGCCCCUGUGCAGAUGGCACCCUGCUCGUCAACACUGACUAUGGACAGGUGAUCUACCUGCAGCCAGGAGAGGUGAGCAGGGAGAAGGUGUAUCCCAUGCAUCAGAGCAGCAUCGAUGGAGUGGAAGACAUGUCUACGCUAGCGGAGCUGCAUGAAGCUGCUAUCAUGCACAACCUCUACCAGCGCUACCAGAAGGACAACAUAUAUACCAACAUUGGCUCCAUCCUGGCGGCGGUGAACCCCUAUAAGCCGAUCACUGGGCUGUACGACCUGGCCGCUGUGGAGCUGUACAGCCAGCACCACCUGGGAGAGCUGCCUCCCCACAUAUUCGCCAUAGCCAACGAGUGCUACCGCUGCCUGUGGAAGAGACACGAUAGCCAGUGUGUGCUGAUCAGUGGAGAGAGUGGUGCUGGGAAGACGGAGAGCACCAAACUGCUGCUGCAGUUCCUGUCAGUCAUGAGUCAGAACUCUGGAGGGACCCCACCCUCUGAGAAGACCACUCGCGUAGAGCAGGCCAUCGUGCAGAGCAGUCCCAUCAUGGAGGCAUUUGGAAAUGCCAAGACUGUUUACAACAACAAUUCCAGCCGCUUCGGGAAGUUCAUCCUGCUGCACUUUUCCCAGAAUGGAAACAUUCAGGGCGGGUCCAUCAUCGACUAUCUACUGGAAAAGAACCGUGUGGUGCGACAGAACCCUGGAGAGCGGAACUAUCACAUCUUCUAUGCGCUGCUGGCGGGAGCUGGGAAGGAGCAGAGAGAGAUGUUCUUUCUGACGGAGCCGGAGUCCUACCACUACCUGAGCCAGGCGGGCUGCGUGAAGGACCGCAGUCUGGAUGACAAGCAGCUGUUCGACAGCGUGAUGGAAGCGCUGAAGGUGAUGGAGUUCACUGAGGAGGAGAUCCGGGAUGUCUUUAAGCUGCUGUCCGGGGUCCUGCAGAUGGGGAACAUCGAGUUCAUGACAGCCGGCGGUGCGCAAAUCACCACCAAGGGAGUGGUCACUAACGUGAGUGACCUGCUGGGCCUGGACUCCUUCCAGCUGUCCGAGGUUCUUACCCAGCGCUCCAUGAUCCUGCGGGGUGAAGAAAUCUGCUCACCGCUGACCGUGGAGCAGGCAAUUGACUCCCGUGACUCAGUGGCUAUGGCACUGUACUCUGAGUGUUUCUCCUGGAUCAUCAUGAGAAUAAACCAGAAGAUUAAGGGGAAGGACAACUUCAAGUCCAUCGGCAUCCUGGACAUCUUUGGCUUCGAGAACUUUGAGGUGAACCGGUUUGAGCAGUUCAACAUCAACUAUGCCAACGAGAAGCUGCAAGAGUAUUUCAACAAGCACAUCUUUUCCCUUGAGCAGUUAGAGUAUAACAGGGAGGGCAUACACUGGGAAGCCAUAGACUGGAUGGAUAAUGCAGAGUGUCUGGACCUCAUUGAGAAGAAACUGGGCUUGUUGGCCCUUAUCAAUGAGGAGAGCCGAUUCCCCAAAGGUACAGACUACACACUGCUGGAGAAACUGCACAGCCGGCAUGCUGUUAACCCCUAUUAUGUGAAGCCGAGGGUGGCUGAUCACCAGUUUGGCAUCAAGCACUACGCUGGCGAGGUCCUGUAUGAUGUGAGAGGGAUUCUGGAGAAGAACCGUGACACGUUCAGAGACGACAUUUUAAAUAUGCUGAAAGACAGCAGGCUGGACUUUAUAUAUGACUUGUUCGAGCAAGUUGGCAGCCGGAGCAGUGAGGAGACGCUGAAGAUGGGCACUGCCAGACGCAAGCCAACCGUCAGCUCGCAGUUCAGGGACUCUCUACAUGCUCUGAUGGCCACCCUGAGCGCUUCUAACCCCUUCUUUAUCCGCUGCAUCAAGCCCAACAUGGAGAAGAAUCCAAACGUGUUUGACCCAGAAGUGGUUCUGAAUCAGCUGCGGUAUUCAGGAAUGCUGGAGACAGUAAAGGUCCGCCGGGCAGGAUUCCCUGUUCGCAGAACGUUUAAGGACUUCAUCAGCAGAUACAAGAUUAUCCUGAAGGACAAAAGCUCUGCUGCUGACGAUAAGCGCAAAUGCACAGACCUGCUCAGCCAUCACGACAGGGCCAAGAAAGAGUGGCAGCUGGGGAAGACUAAGGUGUUCCUGAAGGAAGCGCUGGAGCAGAAGCUGGAGAAGGAGAGGGACGAGGUGCGGCGGGCGGCCGGCAUGGUGAUCCGAGCCCACAUACUGAGCUAUACGGCAAGGAAGUAUUAUAAGAAGGCCCUGGCCAGCGUCCUCACCAUCCAGAAGAACUACCGCGCUCACUUCUGGAGGCGUUCCUUCCUCCGGCAGCGCUCGGCCGCGCUCGUCCUGCAGAGGCACCACCGCGGGCAGCUGGCCCGCAGGCGCUGCCGGAAGCUGCGUGAGGAGAGGAGGAGGAAGGAGGAGGAGGAGAGGAGGAAGAAGGAGGAGGAGGAGAGGCGCGGGCGAGAGGAGGCCGAGGCCCUGCGGGUCCGGCAGGAAGCGGAGAACCCGGAAGGGCUGAGGGCCGGGGAGGGAGACGACAGGAACAAGGUGGUAGCGGGCCUGCUUUGUCCCCAGGCCGGUGCUUCUUCGCCCCAGCCCCCGGGCGCGCGCUCCUCGGAGGAGGAGAGCCGUCAGAUGGAGGAGAUCCUGCGUCUGGAGCGGGAGAUCGAGCGGCUGCAGAAGCAGCGGGAGGCGGGCGUGUCGCAGCUAUGCGAGAGCUCCCGGAACGAGCUGCAGCAGCGCCGUGACGCCGAGAUACUGAGGCUGAGGGCUCCGCCCUCCCGUGUGGCCGCUGCGGGCCGGGACCAGCCCACCGAGGAAGAGGUGGACGAAGGCUUCCACGCCGAGGACGAGUGCAUCCCUCUCCCGGACUUCCCGCCCCCUGCGGAAGGCCUCCUGGACCAGGACAUCCUGUCCAACCUGCCCCCUCCUCCUGCUGCUUUUGCGGAGGGGCUGGUGUCAGCGCCCUCAAACGCACCUGCCGGCGCCACAGGUAUCCCUCCCCUGCCCACACCCCCGCCCCUGCCACCCGCUGCCCCGGGGGGUGAUAGCAGCCAGCCGAGCGGCGACCAGGCCAACAAGGACGAGGCCAAUCGGGACAGCCUGCCAGAUUCCGAGGAGCCCAUCUACAGCGUUCCACCGGACAUGGAGUCGGACUAUGACCACGACGAGCUGGAGGAGACGCUGGGCAGCUGUGGGGAUGUGGGCAGCACCAACGACAGCCACAUGACCGACGAGGAGGUCCUCCGCAAGUCCACCUGCACCUACAACAGCCUGGACUCCUACCGCGGGAGCUCCGACUCUUUUAUCGACAGCGAUGAUGACAACGAAGGAAACGCGGACACGGACGAGGAGGUGUCCAAUGGGAAAGUGAAUCUGCUGAAUGGGAACGGCCCGCCAUACUUCCACAGCUACCUGUACAUGAAGGGUGGGUUGAUGAACCCAUGGCGGCGGCGAUGGUGUGUAUUGAAGGAUGAGACAUUCAUGUGGUUCCGGGCCAAGCAGGAGUCCCUCAAGUCUGGCUGGCUGUACAAAAAAGGCGGCGGCCUGUCCACACUGUCCCGCCGCAACUGGAAGAUGCGGUGGUUUGUCCUGCGCGACUCCAAACUCACGUACUACGAGAACGACAGUGAGGAGAAGCUGAAGGGCACCAUCGAUAUCUGCACAGCCAAGGAGAUAGUGGACAAUCAUGAGAAGGAGAAUGCGCUGAAUAUCGUGACUGAGGAGAGGACCUACCAUGUGUUUGCAGAAUCCCCAGAAGACGCCAGCGGCUGGUUCAACAUCCUGAGUCGGGUUCACAGUGCCACACCGGAGCAGCUGAUGGAGAUGCAACAUGAGCAAGCCAACCCCAAGAACGCUGUGGGAACUCUGGAUGUUGGGCUGAUCGAUUCAGUCUGUGCCUCUGACAAUCCUGACAGGCCCAACUCCUUUGUGAUCAUCACAGCCAAUCGGGUGAUCCACUGCAAUACAGACCUGCCAGAGGAGAUGCACCACUGGAUCAGCCUGCUGCAGAAGCCCAAGGGAGAGUCCAAGAUCGAGGGGCAGGAGUUCCUGGUGAGAGGAUGGCUGCACAAGGAGGUGAAGUCUGGGGGGAAGAGCACAUCUCUUAAGCUGAAGAAGCGCUGGUUCGUCCUGACUAACAAUUCCUUAGACUACUACAAGUCCUCAGAGCGCAAUGCCUGCAAGCUGGGCACGCUGGUCCUCAACAGCCUCUGCUCGGUGAUGCAGCCUGAUGAAAAAGUCUUCAAGGAGACCGGCUACUGGAACAUCAUUGUUCAUGGGCGCAAACACUCCUACCGACUGUACACCAAGAUGCUGAAUGAGGCCAUGAGGUGGGGCUCCGCCAUUCAGGGCGUCAUCGACAACAAGGUGGCCAUUGAGACGCCCACCCAGCAACUGAUCCGCGACAUCAAGGAGAGCAGUCUGAACCCAGAGGCAGUGGAGCAGACGUACCGCAGGAACCCCAUCCUGAGAUACACCCAGCACCCCCUGCACUCUCCUCUACUGCCACUGCCGUACGGGGAGGUCAACACUAACUGCCAAAAGGAGAAGGGCUACGCCAGCCUGCAGGACGAGGCGGUGAAGAUAUUCAACUCCCUGCAGGAGAUGGAGGUGGUGUCGGACCCGGUGCCCAUCAUCCAGGGCAUCCUGCAGACAUGCCAGGACCUGCGGGCGCUGCGCGAUGAGGUGUACUGCCAGCUGAUCAAGCAGACCAACCACGUGCCCCAGCCCAACAGCCCCGCCAACUGCGCCCACUGGCACCUGCUCACCUGCAUGAGCUGCACCUUCCUGCCCAGCCGGGCCAUCCUGCGCUACCUCAAGUUCCACCUCAAGAGGAUCAGGGAACAGUUCCCUGGGACCGAGAUCGAGAAAUACGCCAACUUCAUCGGCGAGUCCCUGAAGAAGACCAAAUCCAGGGAGUAUGUGCCAUCUCAGGAGGAGAUCGCCGCCCUGCUGACCAGGCAGGAGAUGACCACAACGGUGUACUGCCAUGGAGGAGGCUCCUGCAAGAUCUCCAUCAACUCCCACACCACUGCCGGAGAGGUGGUGGAAAAGCUGAUCCGAGGGCUGGCCAUGGAGGACAGCAGGAACCUGUUCGCCCUGUUCGAGCACAACGCCACCACCGAUCAUGCCGUGGAGAGCCGCAUCAUUGUAGCCGAUGUGCUGGCCAAGUUUGAGAGGCUGGCAGGAAGUGAUGAGGAGGAGGAGGAAGGCCAGUGGAGGCUGUAUUUCAAACUCUACUGCUUCCUGGAUGUGGAGAGUGUGCCAAAGGAAGGUGUGGAGUUUGCCUUCAUGUUUGAGCAGGCCCACGAGAGCCUGAUUAGCGGUCACUUCCCUGCCCCCGAGGACACGCUGCAGCACCUGGCCGCCCUGCGUCUGCAGUACCUGCACGGGGACGUGGGCCGGGCCAGCUGGAACCUGGACAGCGUCUACCCCGUGGGGCGGCUGCGCUCGCGCAUCCUGCAGUCCACCAAGGCGGGCGCGGCAGGCGUGGUGGGCGGGGUCGUGGGGCCGGGGAUCCACCCCCAGGAGAAGCGGCGGCCCAGCUUCCUGGACGGGACGCUCCGGCGCAGCUUCAAGACGGGCUCGCUGAAGAAGCAGCGCGCGGAGGGCGAGCAGAUGCAGGAGAUGUGGGUGAAGGAGGAGACGUCCGCCACGCGCACCAGCAUCCUGGAGAAGUGGUCCCGCCUGCAGGGCAUGCCCCAGCACCAGGCCAUGCUCAAGUACAUGGCCAUCAUGAAGGAGUGGCCGGGGUACGGCUCCACCCUGUUCGACGUGGAGUGUAAGGAGGGAGGAUUCCCUCACGACCUGUGGCUGAGUGUGAGCGCAGAAAACGUGUCUGUGUACAAGAGAGGAGAGGCUAAGCCCCUGGAGACCUUCGCCUACGAGCACAUCGUCUUCUUCGGGGCCCCUCAGCCCAGCACCUACAAGAUCACCGUGGACGAGAGGGAGAUGUUCUUCGAAACCCCACAGGUUGGGGAGAUCACCAAGAUCAUGAAAGCCUACAUCAACAUGAUCGUGAAGAAGAGAUGCAGCGUAAGAUCGGUGUCCAGCUGCGGCAGCGCCUGGAUCAGGUGAUCGGCAAGCGGCGCACAGUAUUCUCACAGCAAGAGGAUUGGGCCAUUGCAAGAUGACAGAAUCAUGCAGCCAAUGGCAUGGUUCUGAAACGCCAACCAGAGUGUGGUCCAAAGCUGAUGAGAGGACGUCUCUUGACUUUGUUGGGCCAAAGUACUGAUAUGAACAGUGUCUUAACCCUGAGAAAUCUUUUGCUGCGUCUUUCACUACGUAUGCAAACAAUUAGCACAUUUUAAUAUAAGCUGUACUUAUAUGGCAACUUUGUUUUAUCUAGGUAACAAAAACAAACACACCAAAUGGAGCACAAUAGUAUAACUGGUCGCUAUCUCUACUCUUCUACUGCCAAAACCUUCACGGAAGAAUCUGCUUGCUUAACCUGGUCGCCCUCACAUUAUGCAAACUGCCCCUCAGGCUUUGAUGCUGUCUGAAUUUGUAAGCUCUAAUGGAGACCUGGAUGUAUCUGGUGGGUGCAGUGGUUUGAGUUCAGGCCCCGAUCAUGAUACUUUAGCUAUCCUGCCCACACCGUCACAUGUCCCUGCAGCUUUCCGUGGUCGGAGGCCCUCUUCUAGCACAGACGCCUGAUACCCACUCCCUUACUAAGCUUUUAAGCACUUCUG